Messenger RNA from Daphnia pulex (common water flea), 1129 nucleotides. RefSeq names its product fatty acid hydroxylase domain-containing protein 2-like. The record is from RefSeq and is a predicted model, not a curated record. Gene Ontology annotation, biological process: sterol biosynthetic process. The transcript has 5 exons. Bases 143 to 1075 code for a protein of 310 amino acids. Gene Ontology annotation, molecular function: C-4 methylsterol oxidase activity; iron ion binding. Lineage: Eukaryota; Metazoa; Arthropoda; Branchiopoda; Diplostraca; Daphniidae.
AAGCUCAGAGUGUAUAGGGACAUGUCUGAUUCUCACAUUCCUAGAUUCUAGUUUUGGCUUCGGUCACAUCAAGGUGUUUGAUUUGCGUUGAGCAGGUUUCGACUUAACGCUAAGAUUUGGCUAACUUCUAGACAUAAAGAAAAUGGGUUGGACUCUAACGAAAUCCAGUGCUGAUAGAUGGGCCCUUAUGUACGGUGUCAUUACGGUUCUUCUCGUCGUGUGCGCCAGCCUUCCAUCAUUGUGGCAUCACGUGAAGUCUGGAUGGGACGACAUUGGAAUGCGGAUGCAACAUUUAUGGGAACAAACUCUCGAUUGGAUUGGAGAUGACGGUUUCAAGCUCUACGUUUACGGGAUGAACGGUUGGAACAUUGUCCUGUACUGGACGGUCGGAUUGGCUCUUUUAUUCUUGGAAAUGUCCGCCUGGCCCAAAUGGCUCAUUCGUUACAAAAUCCAACCAACUGUUACCGUUGACAAGAAACGUCUCACAUCGCUAAUUGCGUUGAACUUGUUCAAUCAAUUCUUCGUGGCCAUUCCGUUCACCAUCGUUGGUUAUUACGUCCUGAAAUUCCAAGGAACUUCACCACCAAUCCGAGAAUUGCCGACAUUAAUGCGAUUGGUGGUCAGUUUAGCCAUUUUCGUUGUCAUCCAAGAAAUCGUAGCUUAUUACGCUCACAGAAUGUUUCAUCACCGACUGCUGUACAAGUGGACACACAAGGUGCACCACGAAUGGACGGCUCCAAUCGCCCUAACCGCCUAUUACAAUCACCCGUUAGACCAUCUGAUUGUGAACAUUUUACCAUCUACUGUGGGCCUUUCUUUCACGAACGCCCACUUUUUCACCUCUUGGAUUUGGUUAACAUGGGCGACUUUAAGGGCUCUGUCAGAUCACAGCGGCUACAAUGUGUUCAAAUUUCUACUUCCGAGACGUCACGAUUUCCAUCAUCACAAAUUCACAGAUUGUUUCGGGGUUUGGGGUCCCCUCGAUUACCUGCACGAUACCGAAAAGCUCUUCCAAGCGAAUUUAGCUUCAUUGAAAGCCAAGAAAAAAAACAAAGCAAUAGUUUCUUCAAAUUAAUUUGUAACCUAUUGUUAAAUGUACAACUCGGACGCCAUAAAUGUUAAAAUCCCA